Ciona intestinalis (vase tunicate) is the source of this 1767-nucleotide messenger RNA. NCBI's taxonomy places the organism in Eukaryota, Metazoa, Chordata, Ascidiacea, Phlebobranchia, Cionidae. The record is from RefSeq.
CAACAAGCGAGGGAGAACGAGACGAGCGUAAAAAUCUAUUAACAUCCAAGAUCUAACAUCAUGUCGGAGCAGGCCGGGCAGCUCGAACAGGUCACUGAAAAUGCCCCUGUCGAGAGAAAAGUUCUCGCAUCCCAUUGCUCUGGAGUUGUCAAGUGGUUUAAUGUGAGAAACGGUUACGGUUUCGUUAACCGCGACGACAACAAGGAGGACGUGUUCAUUCACCAGACCGCCAUCAUCAAAAACAACCCAAAGAAAUAUCUUCGAAGUGUUGGUGAUGGAGAAAACGUAGAGUUCGAUGUAGUGGAAGGUGAAAAGGGUUUGCCUGAAGCUGCAAAUGUAACCGGACCGAAUGGUGAGCCUGUAAAAGGCAGCAAGUAUGCUGCUGAUAGACGCAGAUACAAACCACGCUACAAACCAAGACCCAAGGAGCAUACUCCGGAGGGAAAUGAGAACCAAGAGGGUGAGACUGAAAAUGUUAGCCCUGAGGGAAUGGCCCGUAAUCAGCAGCGUCCACGCCGCUAUUACAGAAGACCUUUUUGGAUCCGAAGGGGGCCUAGAAAACCACAGCAGAUAAAAGGGGAGGAUGGAGAGAAUGAAAGAGCGGAGGACGGUGAUCCGGAGCAAAAACCAGAACAACGAAGAAGACCACGUAAGCCGAGACCUCGUCGUCCUCGUAGAGAACCGGAGGAAGGAGAAGCAAAGGAGAAUGGAGUGGUUGCUGAUCAUGUUGAAGGGGAAGAUGGCGAACAACCUCAACGACAACGUAGACCAAGAAAGCCACGUUACCGACCAAAACGGUCCCCACAAGACGGGGAAGCUGAGGUAAAUGGUGAGGUCCCACGUGAGAAUGGAGAGGAGGGUGAACAACGGCCAGCUCGUCGCCGACGUCCCCGCAACCGCCCAAAGGGACCAAGACGCCCCAAACCCACGGAGAAUGAGAACGGCAAUGCUGUACCAAAUGGACAAGAGAAUGCUGAUGCACCUGUCGCGCAGAGCCAGGUUCCAGUACCAAAAUCAGAGUAAAAAGCGCGAUCAGCGCUCGGUGGAGGGGUGGUUGUUUCGUCAUAUUGUUGUAGCGUCAGGACAAUAAUGCUUUUUAAGUUUUCCUUGUGUGCAUGGCCACCGUCGCCCUAGCUUGCACCGUAGAUUUAGUUAACACCCCAACAGCAGCAAGAACCCCUGACCGAUAAAUACUGCUUCUCUAACACCUUCUCGAAUUUCUGUAAUUGGUCGACCCUGCGCAUGCGGUCGCACGACACUGAAUGUUUCCACCACGUAAUUUUGAAAAUUUAAGCUCAAAGCGCAUUAACAUCACAAGCAUUUUAAAGCAGCACUUGUGCCUGUAAUUCACAGUGCUGAUAAAGGUUAACAUCUAGUUUAUGAAGUAAAUUCUGUGUCUGAGACGUUUACCACCGGGCCUGUCUCUGCACACGGACUACAAUAAAAGGCCCUUUAACCAGUUAUACUUGAAUAAGCGUCCACGGAACGCCCCUCGCCCGAAAUUUUCAUCGUUGGUUGUUGUUGUUGGGUUAAUAUUUAGUUUUCAUCUGAUACAUUUAGUUGUUCACACCAAAACGAUAACGUGGCGUUGAUUCCGGCCGGGAACACCAAAACGUUACUCGUUAUCAACUCCACUUGAUUGUCGCUGUUGUAACGAGUGCGUUUGCAAUCAAUAUUGCUGUUUUCCUUUGCUGCUUGUUCAGUUUAAUUUAGUUCACUGUAAAUUAAAUUCGGUUGUUCCCAGCCAAAAUAAACCAUACCAUUUCA